Molecule: messenger RNA, 1065 nt
Organism: Glarea lozoyensis ATCC 20868
Lineage: Eukaryota; Fungi; Ascomycota; Leotiomycetes; Helotiales; Helotiaceae
Product: P-loop containing nucleoside triphosphate hydrolase
Exons: 5
Coding region: 1-1065 (354 amino acids)
Biological process (GO): G protein-coupled receptor signaling pathway
Cellular component (GO): heterotrimeric G-protein complex
Molecular function (GO): GTPase activity; G-protein beta/gamma-subunit complex binding; GTP binding
Source: RefSeq, a predicted model, not a curated record
AUGUGUUUCGGGGGAAGGAGGGGUGAGGAUGAGUACAAGAAGAGUCGGGAAAUCGAUGCAAUGAUCCAUCGGGACGAGAAGGAGAUGGCAAAGGUCGUCAAGCUCUUAUUAUUGGGUGCUGGAGAAAGCGGGAAAUCGACCAUCCUGAAGCAGAUGAAAUUGAUCUACACCAAAGAGGGCAUCUCCAAGAGCGAAAAGGAGGAAUGGCGAGUCAUCAUCUUCAACAACCUGCUCGAUGGACUACGGAUGAUUAUCGAUGCCAUGGAGGAUAUGGGUAUCGAUUUCCAAUACGAUAACACGACGGUGCAUCUACCAGUGAUCAUUCAAGAAAAGGACCUGCGACCGUUCGAGCCAAUACCCACCGAAUAUCUUCGAGCAUUUAAGGAUUUAUGGAAGGACCCGGGAAUGAAAAAGGCCGUGGCGAGGGGAAAUGAGUAUGCACUUCACGAUAAUCUGGGAUAUUUCUUCGAAGACCUCGACCGAUUGUUUAACAAAGAUUUCGUGCCAACCGACCAAGAUGUCCUCCGAGCGAGAUUACGAACGACGGGAAUCACAGAAACCGUGUUUGACCUGGGAUCCUUACAAUAUCGCAUGUUUGAUGUGGGUGGACAGCGAUCGGAAAGAAAGAAGUGGAUUCAUUGCUUCGAAAAUGUCAACGCACUACUGUUCUUGGUAGCAAUCAGCGGUUACGAUCAAUGUCUCGCGGAAGACAAGGACGGCAAUCAAAUGCAGGAGGCUCUGAUGUUAUGGGAAUCGAUCGCGAAUUCUCACUGGUUUAAGAAUUCUGCGCUCAUCCUCUUCAUGAACAAGAUUGAUCUUUUCAAGCAAAAAAUAUCUGCCAGCCCUAUCACCGACUUUGGCUUCUCUGACUUCACGGGAGACCCAACCAGCUGGCAGCAAACCAGCAAAUACUUUAUGGAUAAAUUCACGGCGCUAAACCGGAACCCGGCCAGAGAUGUCUACGGACACUUUACCAAUGCGACCGAUACGGAUCUUCUCAAGGUCACGAUGAAUUCGGUUCAGGAUAUGAUCAUUCAGAAGAAUUUGCAAAAACUUAUACUUUGA